Messenger RNA from Lasiosphaeria miniovina, 2340 nucleotides. RefSeq names its product Rho GTPase activation protein. Gene Ontology annotation, biological process: regulation of GTPase activity; negative regulation of Ras protein signal transduction. The transcript has 5 exons. The record is from RefSeq and is a predicted model, not a curated record. NCBI's taxonomy places the organism in Eukaryota, Fungi, Ascomycota, Sordariomycetes, Sordariales, Lasiosphaeriaceae. Gene Ontology annotation, cellular component: cell cortex. Gene Ontology annotation, molecular function: GTPase activator activity; protein binding. The coding region runs from base 1 to 2340 and encodes 779 amino acids.
AUGCCCGUCAUGCUUCAAACACCAUCUCGAACCUCGACAGCGUCGACCUCAUCCUUUCAACCUCUUUCGCGCCAGAAUACAAUGUCUUCCUAUGAUGGAUCGCGCUCGGCGCGCCAGUCCAAGAGGUAUUCCAUGUCGGCCUUGUACAUGUCAAUGUCGGCAAAUGAAUCGGACCUCAUUAUCGAAGAUGAUCUCGCCAAAGCGCAGAAAAUUCUACGUGAGCUCAAGGCCAAGAUAUCGUCGCAGUCCAAGAAGAACUUCGUUCUCGAAAAGGAUGUACGCUAUCUAGACUCGCGCAUUGCGCUGCUAAUUCAAAACCGCAUGGCUCUUGAAGAGCAAAACGAAGUUGCAAGCCACCUAGAAGAUGCCGCCGAAAUGCAGGAGGGCGUCUUCCCCAACGACGAUAAGACGCAGCGAUACGGAAAUCUUCUGUUUCUUCUCCAAUCGGAACCCAGGCAUAUCGCUCACCUCUGCCGACUCGUCUCCAUGUCUGAAAUCGAUUCUCUCCUGCAGACGGUCAUGUUCACCAUAUACGGAAACCAGUACGAGAGUCGCGAGGAGCACCUCCUAUUGACCAUGUUUCAGUCUGUCCUGACAUACCAGUUCGACAACACCCCUGAAUACUCUUCGCUCCUUCGUGCUAACACCCCUGUCUCGCGAAUGAUGACCACGUACACGAGGAGAGGACCUGGCCAGAGCUUCCUUAAGUCAGUUCUGGCUGAUAGAAUUAACAGCCUGAUUGAGCUCAAGGAUUUGGAAAUGGAGAUCAACCCUCUGAAGGUUUACGAGCGCAUGAUUGAGCAGAUCGAGGAAGACACGGGGAGCUUGCCUGCGUCGCUGCCCAGGGGCAUCACACAAGAGCAGGCUGCCGAGAACCCCCAGGUCCAAGCCAUUAUCGAACCGCGACUGACGAUGCUUACCGAAAUUGCGAACGGCUUUCUGACGACCAUCAUUGACGGCCUGGAAGAGGCUCCCUAUGGUAUCCGGUGGAUCUGCAAGCAAAUCCGCAGUCUCACCAAGAGGAAGUAUCCAGAUGCCAAUGACCAAGUCAUCUGCACUCUGAUCGGCGGGUUCUUUUUCUUGAGAUUUAUCAACCCAGCCAUUGUCACGCCAAAGUCUUACAUGCUCAUCGACGGAACACCGGCGGAUCGACCGAGGCGAACCCUGACUCUCAUUGCAAAAAUGCUGCAAAACCUAGCCAACAAGCCGUCAUAUGCAAAGGAGCCCUAUAUGGCCAAGCUGCAGCCAUUCAUCCAACAGAAUAAGGACAGGGUCAACAAGUUUAUGCUUGACCUGUGCGAGGUUCAGGACUUCUACGAAAGCCUAGAAAUGGACAACUACGUUGCACUUUCGAAGAAGGAUAUCGAGCUCUCCAUCACGCUAAACGAAAUCUACGCUAUGCAUUCCUUGAUCGAGAAGCACUCGGGGGAACUGUACAAGGACGAGAACUCGCAUUUGGCCAUCAUCAUGUCCGAACUGGGCCCCGCGGUCCCUCAGGUUCCGCGCAAGGAGAACAGAGUCAUCAAUCUACCGCUGUAUAGCAGGUGGGAGACUGCAAUCGACGAUUUGACGGCCGCUCUAGAUAUCACACAAGAGGAAGUGUUCUUUAUGGAGGCCAAGUCCAUCUUUGUGCAGAUUCUGCGGACGAUACCUGCCAACUCGUCGGUCGCGAAACGGCCUUUGCGGCUCGAGCGGAUUGCUGACGCAGCUGCAACGUCCAAGAACGAUGUCGCCAUGGUCCGGAAAGGCAUCCGGGCGAUGGAGCUGUUGAGUCAGCUGCAGGACCUCAAGGUUGUCGAUAAGAGCGACCAAUUCAGUCUGCUGCGGGAUGAAAUUGACCAGGAACUCCAACAUCUCGGCUCGCUCAAGGAAGGUGUCCUUGUAGAGACGCAGAAGCUUGAAGAGGUGUACAAGACAAUCCGCGAUCACAACACAUACCUGGUGGGGCAGCUUGAGACAUACAAGAGCUACCUGCACAACGUGCGUAGCCAGAGCGAGGGCACGCGCAGAAAACAGCAGAAACAGCAAGUGCUGGGGCCCUACAAGUUCACUCACCAGCAGCUCGAGAAGGAGGGUGUCAUCCAAAAGAGCAACGUCCCCGAUAAUCGGAGAGCCAACAUCUACUUCAACUUCACGAGCCCUCUUCCGGGGACCUUUGUCAUCUCGUUGCACUACAAAGGUCGCAACCGGGGUCUCCUCGAGCUGGAUCUCAAGCUUGACGACCUCCUUGAGAUGCAGAAGGACAACCAGGACGACUUGGAUCUGGAAUACGUUCAGUUCAACGUCCCCAAGGUACUUGCGCUUCUCAAUAAACGAUUCGCCAGGAAGAAGGGGUGGUAG